AUGAGUGAGCCACAUGAAAUAGAUGUUCGUCGUGAAAAUUUUCGCCCACUUCUUGACGAUUCCGAAGGUUGUCAAACACUUAAUCCUAUUAUUGGUUAUGCUCAAGAGCCACUUCUACCUUUGGCUGAUGCAUGUGCAUCGUUGGCCGACAUUAUUUAUGAUAUAUUUACCUAUGUUACAGUUGCCUUAGAAAAUACUCCAAAAUAUCCAGCCGAUGGUCUGACUCGCGAUGAAUCAGCUUCGAUUCGUCUUUACACGAUGAAAUGGCCUGAUGCACACGAAAGUCUCUCUUGGAGUCUCAAUCAAACCCUCAGGAGAGCUAAUGUCGAAGACCUACGAAAGUGGUUCAAAUACCUCAAACUUUUUCUUACUGCCUUGACUAAAAUACCUUGUGUACCGCCGCAGACCGUCUGGCGUGGAAUACCAACAAAUAUUAGUCACGAAUUUCUGACUGGAACUCAAUUGACAUUGAGGGCUUUUUCAUCGUGUACAACAAGCCUCAUUGUGUUAGAGAGUGAUGCCUAUUUGGGUAAUGAGGGUGAGAGAACUCUUCUCUCUAUCGAAGUCUUCAACGGUAGACGUAUACGUGAUCAUUCACAAUAUGGAACCGAUGAUGAAAUUAUACUGCUACCAGGAACAUAUGUUCAAGUACAAGCACAACACAGUCCGGCUCCUGGUCUCCACAUUGUUCAUUUGCAACAGAAGAUACCAGAAGAAAUACUACUUGAGCCUCCAUUCGAAGGUAUCUUGAAGAUUUUUAAUGAUUCGAUUAUGAUAGAAAUAUAUCUAUAUUUAGGUGCAUGUCUUUAUCCAACAAUUAAAUGUGAUCAUACAUCAUUUGCUUUUCAACAUGCAAUUAGGAAUUUAAAUGUAAAAACAAAACGUAUAGUUGGUAAUUUUCAUCCAAGUAAAUGGAAAGUAAAUAAUUAUUUAAUUGUUUUCGUUGAAAGAAUAUCUUUGAAUAGUAUCGUUCACCUGGAUCAUCAUCAUCAUUUAUUCCAGCGCAUCUUUAAUCAAUUUGGAAUAUUUUCUACACCAUCACCACCAAGAAAAAUUCGAUUACAAUCCGAUUCAUCAGCACCUAAUGCACUUUCUUCUUCAGCAAUUCUUAAUAUGUAUUUACCAACAUCAAAGGAGAAAAAAAUUGAUAUUGCAACAAAAACUACAUCAUCUGUUGAAUAUCAUACAUCUAUUAUUGAAAGUAUUGAAAUCGUUAAACGACCACUUUUAUUUAAUCAAUAUGAUAAUGAUGCAUCCAACGGAUUUUUUUCAUCAUCGACUGUAACUAAAACAAAGGUCUCGACGGGCGAUAUUUUAUUGAUAGUAUAUGAUGGGACUGGUUGUAAAAGUGAUAAAACAAGAUCUUCUGAACACGAUGAAAUGAAUAAUAAUAUGAUGGUGAUGUAUAGUGCAUCAACAGCAAGCUCAAAUGCUGUGGCUGUUACUGUUCCAAUGAACGAAGAUUAUGAAGAUGACAAGAGUGAAAAUAAAGAUAAAGAUAAACAAGUCAAUAAAUACUAA
Rotaria sp. Silwood2 is the source of this 1521-nucleotide messenger RNA. The record is from the annotation of a GenBank genome assembly. NCBI's taxonomy places the organism in Eukaryota, Metazoa, Rotifera, Eurotatoria, Philodinida, Philodinidae.